GGCAAGAUAUUAUAGUUGAUAUUAAUCAGUUAAUGUUUAGAAUUAAAAGUUAUGGAUCUCUGGUCAAAUUAGUUUGGGUUCCUGCUCAUAUUGGAGUAAUAGGAAAUGAGUUGGCAGAUAGUUUUGCUAAGAAUGCAGCAAAAAGUGUAUUGUUGAUUUAAAUAUUAAAAUGAGUAAAAAUGAGGUUAAAAAUAUUAGUAAAAUGUAUAUUAAGAAUAAAUGGCAGGAACAGUGGGAUAAAGGAAGCAAUGCCAGAUUUUAUUAUAGCAUCCAAAGAAAAGUUGGAGAAUUUAGGAAAUGUAACAGGAAUAAAAAAGAAGAAGAUAUUAUAUCUAGAUUAAGGUUUGGACAUACAGGUUUAAACAGUACUCUUAAAAUAAUUAAUAAACAUGAUACAGGUUUCUGUAGUUAUUGUGGGAAAUUAGAAACAAUACAACAUUUUUUUUUAGAAUGUAGUAAGUAUGUUCGAGAAAGGGAGGAGUUAAUUAGAAAUUUAAAUAGGAAUAAAAAUAAAUUAGAUAUUAGAAGUUUGCUUCAAAGAUCAUCGGGGGAUGUAGUUUUUAAUAGUAUUUUUAAUUUUCUAAGAAGAACAGGUAUUAUGGGAAGAUUAUAGUGAUUUUACAUCUGAUCCAUACUCCAGUCUAGAAGGUGGCGGUAAUGCACCUAAAAGUUGUUUGCCAACCGCCAUAAAAAAAAACAAGAAGAAGAAGAAGAAGAAACAAUAUGGCUGCUCCCUAUGGCUGUCAUGCCGAGCUGAGAAAAUAGUUCAGUUUGAACUAUUUUGACUUUUAUGUUAGUUUUGCAGAUUGUGAAAGCUAGCUGCGAGUUGGUUUUAUUCGGUUAACUCAUGCUAGCACCGAAGGUUGUCGGAAUGGUUCCAGCCUUAAGAGGGAAGGUCAGACCGGUGGUCUAUCUGAACCGGAGACUGUCCACCCAGGAGCAGGCUGGACCUCCGGACUCUCCCCCGGAGAGUCAGUUACCUGCGGUCAAGGUGCGAAGACCGAGAAAGGACCCCAGGGGCCAUUCCGUGCUUCUCUUCCCCGGGCAGGGUAGCCAGUUUGUGGGUAUGGGUAAAGGACUGACGAAGUACCCCAAUGUGACAGAGAUGUUCUCCGCAGCGGAGAAGAUUCUCGGCUACGACCUGCUGACACUGUGCCUGGAGGGGCCGGAGAAGGACCUGCUGAAGACGGUGCACUGUCAGCCGGCGGUGUUCGUCACCUCUCUGGCUGCGGUGGAGAAGCUGCACUAUGAAAACCCACAGGCUAUUGAGACGUGUGUCGCUGCUGCAGGUUUCAGUGUUGGUGAAUUUGCUGCUCUUGUUUUUGCUGGAGCCAUGAACUUUUCAGAAGCUUUGUAUGCAGUGAAGGUGCGUGCAGAGGCCAUGCAGAAAGCCUCUGAACUGGUUCCCAGUGGGAUGCUGUCAGUUGUCGGCAGACCGCAGGCUCAUUAUAAAUACGCCUGCCUUCAAGCCAGAGAACACUGCAAGAGUCUGGGGAUUGAGGACCCUGUUUGCUCUGUGGCCAACUAUUUAUUCCCGGAUGGCAGGGUCAUUGCAGGGCACAAACAGGCCCUGGACUUCCUCCAGCAGAACUCGCGCCGUCUAGAGUUCAUCAGGGCCAAACCUCUCCCAGUUAGCGGAGCAUUCCACACCGAGCUGAUGGCGUCAGCUACCAAACCACUAAGAGAGGUGCUGCAGCAGGUGGAGGUGCGACGCCCUGAGAUCAGGGUCUACUCCAACGUGGACGGAAAGCGCUACAUGAGUGAAAGCCACAUUCGCAAGCAGCUGGUCAAACAGCUGGUGUCGCCGGUGAAAUGGGAGCAGGCGCUGCAUGAAAUCUACGAAAGGAUGCAGGGGGAGAGUUUCCCUCAAACAUACGAGGUUGGCCCCGGGAAGCAGCUGGGCGCCACGCUGCAGAAGUGCAACAGGAAGGCCUCUCAGUUGUACGCUCACGUGGACGUCACCGCAAGCGAAAAGUGACUCUAAUGAUGGAAAAGAUUGUGUAUAACUGUGUAUUUAAUGAAAUGUUUUUAAAUAAACACGCCAGUCGGUUUUUCUCA
Molecule: messenger RNA, 2058 nt
Organism: Gambusia affinis (western mosquitofish)
Lineage: Eukaryota; Metazoa; Chordata; Actinopteri; Cyprinodontiformes; Poeciliidae
Gene: mcat
Product: malonyl CoA:ACP acyltransferase (mitochondrial)
Exons: 5
Coding region: 848-1978 (376 amino acids)
Molecular function (GO): transferase activity
Source: RefSeq, a predicted model, not a curated record